AAACAACAGACCAACCUCUUCAGUAGAAUCCACUUCUCAAUCCCCCAAUCCCCAAUUCUACGGAACACAGAUCGCCGGCGACCGGCCCGAUUUACUUUCCUUUAUUCCGCAUAAUGUCAUGGCUGGCCCGAUCCAUCGCAAACUCUCUCAACUUCGACGACCACGGUGACGGUGACGAUGCUACGCACCCCGAAGCUAAGCUGCCCGAUAACUCUGGAUCCGAUGACGACGAGGUGUCCUCACCUACGACGCCUUCUCGCGGCGUCAAAGAGGAUCUCUCGGAGAUCAGUAAAACCCUAACCCGCCAGUUUUGGGGCGUAGCUUCAUUCCUGGCCCCUCCUCCGCAAGCAGAGGUGAAGAUGGAGACCGACGCCGAUUUGCCGGAUUCGGAGCAGGAUCCGAUGUUGAAGAUCCGAGGUGAUUUCGCGGAGAUUGGGGGCAAGUUUAAAAGCGGGAUUUCGCGGCUGUCUAACAAUAUCAAUGUUUCUGAAAUCACUAAAUUGGCUUCGAAUUUCCUGCAAUUGGAUGAUGACAGAGAGAAGCAGGAUGGCAUCGGUUCCUUGGGGGAUGGAGCUGCUAUUGGUGUUACUGAGGAAGUGGUGGCUUUCGCGCGUGACGUCGCUAUGCAUCCGGAGACUUGGAUGGAUUUCCCAUUACCUCCAGAUGAUGAAGAUGAUGACGAUUUUGAUUUGUCGGAUGCCCAACAAGAACAUGCUUUAGCAGUUGAACGACUUGCCCCAAGAUUAGCUGCACUAAGGAUUGAGCUCUGCCCUGGAUACAUGACUGAAAGCUGUUUUUGGAAGAUUUACUUUGUGCUUGUUCACCCUAGACUGGAUAAAAAUGAUGCUGUACUUCUGUCAACACCACAGAUUCUGGAAGCCAGGGCCCUAUUGACACAUGAAUUGAAGAAGCGAAAUUCAACUAAUACUGAAAACUUACCUGGGAAAAUUUCUUUGAAGCCAGAGGAGACUGAUUCUUCUCACCAUGAAGAGCCCCUUUUGGCGCCAUUCCCUGAACCUGUAUCUGAAAAGGCAUCUAUAGUGAACACUGGGACUUCAACAGCUCCAGAUACUAAAACAGUUUUAUCCUCAGCUGACAGUACUCAAAUCCAAGUUGUUGACAAGACUGUCACUGAAGAAAAGCAUGACGAGCAAGGUAAAGAUCAGCAUUCGGGAUCUAGCUCUUUGGAUGUUUCCGGAGACAAGGAUGAAGAUGAUGCAGAUGACUGGUUAAAGGAAGAAACAGAAGCUGGUGAUACUGUGGGAAAGACUAUUCCCAUUGAGAAUGAUGACGAUGUAUCAUUUAGUGAUCUUGAAGAUGACGAUGCAGAUGUCCCUAUAAGUUACAGAAAGUCAAAUGGCAGUUCUGAUAAAGAUUCACGAGAUUGGGUUCAGUUGGGAAAAAGCUCGUCUAAGGAUGUUGAUGCGAAGCACAACGACAAGGACAAGGAAUCGAAUGACUGGCUCGAUGUUGAUGACAUUAUUGUCUCUUGAUUGAGAAUGUAAUCCUGUAUUAUUGUGCUGUGAAUAGAUUUAUCGUCAUGUUUUCAUGCAUUAAGGUUUUAUAACGAUAAUGCUUUGUACAUAAGGCUUCUAAAUGAAGCUUGGCUUCUCAACCAAAUUAUUUCUCUUAGCGGAAAAAUGAUUUAUAAUUUGUA
This is a messenger RNA of Salvia hispanica, 1657 nucleotides long. RefSeq lists its product as uncharacterized. The record is from RefSeq and is a predicted model, not a curated record. Lineage: Eukaryota; Viridiplantae; Streptophyta; Magnoliopsida; Lamiales; Lamiaceae.